AUGUUUCACAAAAUAAAGAAAGCCUCCUUCGUGGGUGCCCUUGGUCUGUUUACAGCUCUGUCUGUAGCAAGCCCGGUUGUACCCUUAGAGGCGAGAGAAGCGGUGGCUGAGAUUAAUCUCGCCACCAAGGGCGUGGGACCUAUCGCCCAGUAUCGGAUUGUUGCGUUGACCUAUUUAGGCAACAAUGUUAUCCUCGCAUCCUACGAUGGCCGGCCCGAUGGAGGGGAUUCUCCGUCUCCGAACUCAAUUCUGCAACGCCGCAGUACGGACAAUGGUGCGACCUGGAGCGAGCCCACCUUCAUCGCCCAAGGCCAGAUUAAGAACUCUACGGCCCUCCAGUACGGCUUUAGCGAUCCUAGCUAUAUCUAUGACCGCGAGACUGGAAAGGUUUUCAACUUUCACGUGUUUUCUAAGGACCAGGGCUUCCGUGGUGGCGUCCUUGGAAAUGAUGACAGCAAUCGCAACGUUGUUAGCUCUGAGGUCUCGGUUUCAACCGAUAAGGGACUUACCUGGUCUACGGACCCUUCGAAUCAGCCUAACCUCCCCCUGUUGCCGCUGGCAGUCAAGCCUAAUGGUAGUACUGUGAAUGGAAUCGCAAAUGUGGGCGGUGUUAAAGCUAUGUUUGCGGCAUCUGGGGAGGGGAUCCAGCUCCGAUAUGGGUCUAAGGCUGGACGCCUUGUACAGCAGUUUACCGGAAGUGUCGUACAAUCCGACGGUUCGAUCACCAACCAAGCCUACAGUGUCUACAGCGACAAUGGAGGAGACACAUGGCAGAUGGGUAAGCCUAUUGGCAAAGGCAUGGAUGAGAACAAGGUUGUUGAGUUGUCAAACGGUACCUUGAUGGUAAACUCGCGCCCCGGUGAUGGAAGUCAACACCGCAUCAUUACGCUCUCUAAUGAUGGUGGCGAGACUUACGGAACCCCCCGCAUGGAGACUCAGCUCCCCGACCCCGCGAAUAAUGGUGCUAUCACUCGGGCCUAUCCCGAUGCUGCCCAGGGCUCUGCAGAGGCUAAGGUCUUGCUUUUCACCAACGCCAAUAGCAAGUCCGCUCGCGUGAAUGGUACCAUUCGUUACUCUUGUGAUGAUGGAAAUACUUGGUCCUCUGGCAAAGUUUUCAGAUCCGCUACCAUGUCGUACUCCACAAUCACUGCUAUUGGUGAUGGCAAAUUUGGACUGUUCUUCGAGGCCGCGAACAACGACUUGCAGUUCGUUGCUCUUACCAAGGAAUGGAUUGGCAUUUCUUGCUGA
This is a messenger RNA of Penicillium crustosum, 1248 nucleotides long. RefSeq names its product putative extracellular sialidase/neuraminidase. Gene Ontology annotation, biological process: oligosaccharide catabolic process; ganglioside catabolic process. Gene Ontology annotation, molecular function: exo-alpha-sialidase activity. The record is from RefSeq and is a predicted model, not a curated record. Lineage: Eukaryota; Fungi; Ascomycota; Eurotiomycetes; Eurotiales; Aspergillaceae. The transcript is spliced from 2 exons. The coding region runs from base 1 to 1248 and encodes 415 amino acids. Gene Ontology annotation, cellular component: intracellular membrane-bounded organelle; membrane; cytoplasm.